GGUUGAUUGUAAUCAAGGUUUGUACUCAUAGCAAUGGCUGUACCAUCUCUUCUAGCUACCGCCGCCUUUCUUCUUGUUCUGAAAGCGAACAUGAUCAUGGGUGCUCCAUAUUGUGGAUCGGUUAUUGUGGCUAGUGAUCUUGAUCUAGUCCAGGUCGCAUUGAACCUGGAAUUCUUGGAGGCAGAGUUUUUCUUAAUCGGUGCAAAUGGUGAAGGUCUUGACACCAUUGCCCCGAACCUGACCCAAGGUGGACCUCCUCCAAUUGGGGCUAGGAAGGCUAAUCUUGAUGACACCACUCAUCGAAUUAUUCAGGAGUUUGGCUUUGAGGAAGUCGGUCACAUUAGGGCUAUUUCGUCGAGAAUUGGCGGAUUUCCAAGACCACUGCUAAAUCUCAGCUCCCAGAUUUUUGCCACAAUAUUUGAUCAAGCAGUCGGCUUCCCCUUGGUGCCUCAGUUUGACCCUUAUGCUAACACGCUCAACUAUCUCUUAGCAAGCUACAUGAUUCCUUACGUGGGGCUCGUAAGUUAUGUUGGCACUAUUCCAUCACUUGUCACCUAUAAUGCUCGAAGUCUGGUGGCAUCUCUCUUGGGCGUGGAAGCUGGACAAGAUGCGGUUAUAAGAACUUUGCUGUACAACAGAGCCAACGAGACGGUGUUGCCAUACAACUUGACCGUGGCAGAGUUCACUGUCCAGCUGUCGAAUCUCAAGAACCGGCUUGCCGGGUGUGGAAACAAAGAUGAAGGACUAAUUGUACCACUGGAGCUUGGUGCUGAGAAUCGAACGACCAGUAACAUCUUAUCAGCAGAUAGUGAUUCUCUUUCGUAUGCAAGGAACGCCUACGAAAUAUUCAGGAUAAUAUACGGGACUGGUAAUGAGCACCUGCCUGGUGCAUUUCUUCCCCGUGGUGGAAAUGGGAAAAUUGCAAAAGGCUUGCUCGUUAAAGCGUAAAGAAAGCUACCUUUAAUUAGUUAACUAAUAAGCAUAUCUGUCUAAGUAUUAAUAACGGCUGUCAGCCAUGACUCCGAGUUUUCAUUUGAAUAAAAUUACAAUAUUAUGGUAUAAUUAAA
Molecule: messenger RNA, 1067 nt
Organism: Populus nigra (black poplar)
Lineage: Eukaryota; Viridiplantae; Streptophyta; Magnoliopsida; Malpighiales; Salicaceae
Product: ferritin-like catalase Nec2
Exons: 3
Coding region: 34-948 (304 amino acids)
Source: RefSeq, a predicted model, not a curated record